Molecule: messenger RNA, 2263 nt
Organism: Centropristis striata (black sea bass)
Lineage: Eukaryota; Metazoa; Chordata; Actinopteri; Perciformes; Serranidae
Gene: npm1a
Product: nucleophosmin 1a
Exons: 11
Coding region: 114-1007 (297 amino acids)
Biological process (GO): ribosomal small subunit biogenesis; ribosomal small subunit export from nucleus; chromatin remodeling
Cellular component (GO): ribonucleoprotein complex; nucleoplasm; nucleolus
Molecular function (GO): chromatin binding; histone binding; RNA binding
Source: RefSeq, a predicted model, not a curated record
CAGUGAAGAAGAGAGCAGACUACCACGUUAGUUAGUUAGUGGUUACCAGCAGCAGUUGGUCCUUCUCUCAGCGUAGACAAGCAGCGAGUUGUCAGCGGCUUGAUCCAGCAAAGAUGAACGGGUUAAACGAGGAACCAAUGGCACCACAAACCUUUCUUUACGGCUGCGUGCUGGAAGGUGAUAAGGAGGUGGUGUUCAAUCCUGAGGAUGAUGAAUUUGAGCAUCAGCUAGACCUAAGGAUGGCCUGCGUGGAUCUCAGCACAAAAGACCAACUACACAUGGUGGAGGUGGAAGGACAAGACGCAGAGGGGCAAAAAAUCAAGGCAGUGAUGGCCUCACUUAAGCCGUCCACCCUGCCAAGUGUGUGUCUUGGUGGGUUCACAAUCACACCCCCAGCAGUUUUCCGUCUGAAGGCUGGUGCUGGUCCAAUCCAUAUCAGUGGGCAACACCUUGUCAUGAUGGAGGCUGAUCAGUCUUUUGAUGAAGAUGAUGAUGAUGAAGACGAAGAAAUGGAGGAAGAUGUCAGAACAUCAAAGAAAAGACCUGCUACCUCCCCCGCACUCAAGUCUCAGAAAAAAAUGAAAAUGGACGUGGAAGAGGAUGAUGAUGAUGAUGACGACGAUGAGGAUGAGGAUGAUGAUGAGGAGGAUGAUGAUGAGGAGGAGGAGAGCGAAGAGGAAGAGACACCUGUUAAGGCCAAGGCAACCAAACCCAAAACCCCUGCUCAGAAUGGCAAGAGUCCAAAACCCAGUACUCCAGCCAAAAAGCAGGACAAGACCCCUAAAGGUAAGGGUGAAAAGUCACCUAAAACCCCAACAACUCCCAAAGCACCUUUAACUCUUCCUGAGCUUAAAGCCAAGAUGAUGGAGGCAGUGAAGAAGGGAGUGACAUUACCUAAAGCCCAGCCCAAGUUUGAGAACUUUUUGAAGAAUGGUCAGAAUGUCUCAGAUACCAAGGUUAUUGCUGAGCUGUGGAAGUGGAGACAGACAUUGAAGGACACAAAAUAACGGUCUCAGUUUUAAUGGCUCGUUUUAUACCCAUAGCACCCCUCAAAUUCUCCAAGCCAAACUCAGUGCCUCAAUAAUUCUAAGUCUAGUCCAGCUCCACCUGCCCUCUUGUACAAAGACUGGAGAGAUGGUGAUGUGGAUGCUGACAGUGCACUGUGGUGUUGCAUUGUCGUCCUCCAUCAUUUCAUCAGGUAGUUAAAUUAUUUGGUUUGUUGAAUAAACCCUGGAAGAACCCACUUACAAAUUUGCAUCUUUGUAAAUGUGUAAAUAAAAUUCUCGUGAGAUUGUUGACACCUGAGUAUGGAGGAUAGCUACAUGUUUUGUUUUUUAAAUGUAUACAGUAAAUGUUAAUUUGGCCUCAUGCAGGAAUAAUUAAAAUGCAUCAGAUCAUAACUCUCAAUUAAAACAAUGUACAAGAAAACUAUCAAACAAUAAAAAAUCAGCUAAUGUUGCCACGGUGACAUUUGUUUGUGUCAGUCUAGCAGAAUUUUUGACUGACAUGUCUCAUUAUUGAUAUUGUUUGAGCAAUAUUGAUUUUUCUAGUUUUGUCCACUAUGAACAUAAACAAACUGCACUUUUUUCCAGAUGUUUUGAAUAUUUAUGCUAUUGUGAGAUUCCUAUGAUCAAAAUCCUAUAACAACAAACUGUCCACUGAAUAUGGCUGAAUUAAAAAAUCUUGUUAUAUUCCAUGUAUUCUACCGUCCGGAAGAAAUCAACCAUUUACUAUUAACCUUUGAAGACACUGUCAUAAAUUAAGUAUGCUGCACAAUUCUUUGUAUUGCCAUGACUACAAGCCAACAGGCCAAAAGUUAAUUACUGCUAGUUGCUAGUUAAUGAAUGUAUGAAGGAAUCUGCAAGGACUUUUUUUUGGUUAAAUUAAGUUGCUUCAAGCUUCUCAAACAAAGAUUUGCAGAUUUUCUCACAAGUUACCAUCUGUUCUCAAGGUUAUUUAAGCCACAAAUUCUGAUCUCAUGUGGCCUGUUAAAGUAGUAAUUAAAAAUGUAAAUGCUGAUGCAUGAGGCCUGUUAAAGCAGAAAUCAUUCCAUGUUCUAAAACAAGUGCAAGUUUGUAUGACUUAAAAUAUGCUAUGGGUUUGGAUUUUACUGUUUAAAAGUCAUUAAAUGCAAUACUGUGUAAGUGUUGCUUUUCUAUUUUUCUGCAAUAAAAUCACUGGCAAUUUUACUUAUUUUGAAGACAAAUGCAGCUAUUUGAUUUUUAUGUGCAACAAUGUAUUUGCUAUUAAAAUGUCAAGCACA